Molecule: messenger RNA, 5709 nt
Organism: Leptopilina heterotoma
Lineage: Eukaryota; Metazoa; Arthropoda; Insecta; Hymenoptera; Figitidae
Gene: Iml1
Product: GATOR complex protein Iml1
Exons: 25
Coding region: 446-5185 (1579 amino acids)
Biological process (GO): negative regulation of TORC1 signaling; cellular response to amino acid starvation; intracellular signal transduction
Cellular component (GO): lysosomal membrane; GATOR1 complex
Molecular function (GO): GTPase activator activity
Source: RefSeq, a predicted model, not a curated record
CCAUUGUAUGCCAACAGACAUUUUUUAAAUAAUUUUUUUUCCCUACACAACGGAGAGGAAGGCAACGCCACCUAGUGUCAAACUCCUAAACCUCUCCACCACUGCAAACAGCUGUCAUCUAAUAAGACUCACAAGUGGAACCUCAAAUAAGAAUAAUACAUUACAUGAUAUAAUAUACUACUGGAAUUGGCCUGAGUAAUCGAAGCCAGAAAUUAAGAAGAAGAAGAAGAAGACUUAUUUCGUUUAUUUAUUAUUGUGCAAUUGUAAAACUGGUGAAAUUGAGAGUAGUUUUAAAAAAACGAGACUAAAUGUCAAAUUUUCAAGCACUUGUCUGUUCGGUUUCUUUGUUGAUCUGUCUUUGUUUCAGCUUUUCCGGAUUGUAAAAAUUUUAUAAAUCAAGAAGAAAAUUAAUAAUCGGUGGAAAAAAAUAAAGAAUGGGCUGAAAAUGAAACUUUUCAAAUUAAUCGUUCAUCAGAAAAACUUCAGUGGAGAAGAUUUAAUUAUAAAUCCAAAGGAUUAUCCGGGUAUUAAAACUGGAGAUGUUGUGGAAAUCUAUCAUCCGGAAGAUGAGUUUAGUCGAUUAUUGUUGCAAGUCACUUCUUUUAAAGAGGACUUGCAAAGUCGAGAAACAAUUAGCGUUGAAAAUAAUGUAGCAACUAUGUUUCAAUUGAGAACAUUUGCCGAUGUUUAUAUGAAUAUUGUUAAUCCCGACGAUGUUGCUCUCGAUUCGGUUGAACUUACAUUCAAGGAUCAAUAUAUGGGUCGCAGUGAAAUGUGGAGGUUGAAAAAUAGUUUGGUAAAUACGUGUGUAUAUACGAAUAAAAAAAUCGAAUUUUGUGGAGGAACUAUAAGAUGUCAAGUUCAUGAAAUGUGGUCGCAAGGAGAUCGAGUGGCAUGUGGUGUCAUCACCGACGAUACAAAGGUUGUUUUUCGCUCGUCGACAAGUAUGGUCUAUCUUUUUAUACAAAUGAGUUCGGAAAUGUGGGAUUUUGACAUACACGGCGAUCUUUAUUUUGAGAAAGCCGUUAAUGGUUUUCUCGCCGAUUUAUUUCAAAAAUGGAAGAAAAAUGGCAGCAAUCAUGAAGUGACCAUUGUUUUAUUUUCACGAACCUUUUACAAUGCAAGUAAUUUAGAGGAAUUUCCAAAUCAUAUGCGAGAAUGUUUACAACACGAUUAUCGUGGUCGAUUUUACGAGGAUUUUUAUCGUGUUGCCGUACAAAAUGAGAGAUACGAAGACUGGAGUAAUGUUUUGGUACAAUUACGUAAAUUAUUCACUGAUUAUCAGAAAAUUGUUUUGGAAUAUCAUCAAAAGUCAGGUGUGCCUGUACCGAAGGCGACAAAUUCCACAGCUGCACAGGGGAACUUUUUAGAAGUUCUCAACAUGUCUCUCAAUGUGUUUGAGAAACAUUAUCUGGAUCGCAGUUUCGAUAGAACUGGACAAUUGUCUGUGGUGAUAACACCAGGAGUUGGAGUUUUCGAAGUUGAUCGUGAAUUAACGAAUGUCACAAAGCAGAGAAUCAUUGACAAUGGAGUUGGUAGUGAUUUGGUCUGCGUUGGGGAGCAACCUCUACAUGCCGUACCUCUUCUAAAAUUUCACAAUAAGGAUACUUCGAUAAAAGUUCCUGACGACUACAGUAUGCCACAUUGGAUAAAUCUUAGUUUCUAUUCAACGAACAAAAAAAUUCCCCAUUCGACUUUUAUACCUCGGAUCAAGCUUCCGCCAAAAGUUUCGAAACAACCGAACGAAAAUGAAAAAUUGAUGACCAAAAAAUUGUUACAUCAAGAUUCCAAAGAAUGCCUCCAUAAUACUCUCUUUGAUUACGAUGCCUAUGACGCUCAAGUUUUUCAAUUGCCUCCAAUUCAUACAUCUAGAAAUGAAAAUAUUUUCUAUUUCAACAGUCUGCAAAGGGUGUCGAAUAGAACAAAGAAAACGAGUGUUGCUUGCCUGGAGACACCGAACAAUUUACAAGCAUUGAAAUUAAAGCGAAAAAUGUCGGAUCCUGAUAUUCAUCAUCCACCACCGGAAUUAUCGUCUCCGACAUUACUUUCGAGUAAAAGUGCUGCUAUUUCAAUUCCUCAUCGUAAUGAAGAAGUGAACAGUGUUGAUUCAAAUGAAGGACUACAAAAAGCUCCUUCGAGAAUAUCGUUGAAAAGCGAUGCUACAGACAGCGAAAUAUCACCGCCUUUUAGGCCAAUUGUCGGCAGUGCUGGCAGUCCAACUAAUUCAAUUGCUCAACCGAUAAAUAUUCUCCGACCCAGCAGAGCUCUCAUAAAUCCUUUCGAUCCCUCUCACGUGACUAUUAAACUCACGAGUAAUCGAAGACGAUGGACUCAUAUUUUUCCUAAAGGUCCAACUGGCGUUCUAAUUCAACAGCAUCAUUAUCAAGCAGUUCCGGCUCAAACACGUUCGGAAAAACCGGGUGACACAAUUUCAGUGUUAAGUAUUUCACCCGAACAGAAUGGCACCAAAAAUUAUUCAAUGUCCAGAUCAUCGUCUCAAACUGGAUUUCAAGAUCAUUCGCAAUCGAAAUUGCAGAAGAAUCUUGCUUCACAGAAUAAUAUCGAUAAGGCUGGACAAACAGGAGGACAUUCUUCAAGCAAAAGUUUGACUCUUCUGUGGGGCGCUACGGGGGAACAAGAAUGGACACCAGCUCUUACAACAGCAAUCAUAGGUGUUGAUUGGAAGUCGCUGACAAUUCCGGCUUGUUUACCAAUUACAACUGACUAUUUUCCGGAUAAAAGAAGUCUACAAAAUGACUAUCUUGUUUCUGAUUAUAAUUUAUUGCCCGACGAUGUUAAUGCUGAUUUUGCACAGCAGCGGGCGAUUUAUAAAAAACCCCUCACGACCGCCGAAGUCUUCAAGGAAUUGGUUUCUCAACGAUUAGCACAAGGAUUUCAACACAUUAUCUUGCCACCGAAUAAUAAGAAUCAAAUUACAACACCUGGAAGUAAUAAUGCACCACCAAUCAGUUCAGUUAUGCGAGGUCGACCUUCUGAAUCCGAGCCGAAGGAGGAAUAUCUUUUAAGUAUCGGAAGAAUAUUUCACAAAAUUUCCCUCUGUGGCAAUUGUAUAACCGUAACGAGAUACAGACCAAGACAUCCAUAUCCACCGUUUAAUAUUCAUUAUCGUUACCGCUUUCACGCGCCUCAUCAUGAUACUUAUGAAGUGUCCUGGGUUUCUUUUACAACCGAGAAAUUAGAAAAUUACAAUUGGAAUUAUUUGGAUCAUUAUAUUUGUACUCGUGGCGAUACGGAUUUUUCUCUAGCUGAGGCUCUGAAAUAUUGGAGAUUUCGAAUAUUUCUUCUACCGUUAAAUAAUCCAGCGACACGUAAACUUCUCGAUGGCUCGUCACGUUGUGAUAUUUACACUCCUCUCUCUCCAAACGAACAAACCGCUUACAUGGAUGGUUUCCUUCGAUUCAUCGAGGGAUGGUUAAAUAAAAUUCGACGACCAAAUUCGAAUAAAAACUGGCGAAAUGUGUUUCAGAGUACAACGAGUUUAGGUGGUGCUUUUCCAAGAGAUCCUGCCUCUCAUUUGACAAGGCGAAGGCACAGCACGAGCCUGAUUUUUCUCACUAACCAUCAGACAAGCCUUGUUGGCAAUUCUCCAUUCAGAGAGAGACUUGGGAGCAAUCGACUUCCUGAAAAACCAAGACCAAGAUCAGGAUCAAAAGUGUUGGAUCGAGGUAGAAUUUCUCCAGCAAGUGAAGCAGUUUUGCCGCUUUCUUUGGAGCAACAACAGGAUCACUUGGACACUAAUGAUGAAAGCAAUAAUGCUGAGGUGGCGAAAUUGAAAAGCAAUGCUUCGAAUUCGGAGAUUUUAGAAGCACUGAAACAUCCCGUAACUGGUGUUGGCUUCCUCACUCAACACAAGGAUCCCCUGCCGAGUCAAACUUUUGUGAGUGCAGACGCAGUACAAUGGUUAAAUAAUCAUAUCGAUGGAGGAGUAACAGUUGAAUGUGCAAUAAACAUUAUGCAGAAUAUGAUAAAUGAGAAGCUCAUAUGUCACGCCUCCGGAGAUUUUACAAAGUCAUUUAUUUUGGGCUUUUAUUUAUAUCGCGUUGUACAGGAGAAGGAGAAUCAAAAAGUUACAGGAACAGACAAUUCUUUGCCACUUGGGGAUUUACAAAGUUUCGAAAACGAAUGGGUGGAGAUUGAAACUAGACCGCCGAAAGGAUGGUGCGAACGUACAGUACCUAUAAUGCACUCAAAUGUCUCAUCACCGAUAGCUAUUCCAAGCUGUGAUACUGUAGACGAAUCUAAUGUUCCAAUUUUUCUGCGAGACGAUAUAGAAAUUUCCGACACGACAAACGAACGAGACGGAAGAGUUCCUAUGUAUAAACAUACUCAUUUAGACACUGAUAUUCUAAAUAAUAUCACUAAAAGUGAUAGAAUUGAAUGGGGCCAUUUAAGAUAUCAAUCUGUUUUUAAAGCCGAUCAUUCCUAUGAAUUGGUUGUUCAGUGGGUCGCGUCUUCUGGAAGUAUUGUCGCGGAUUUGAUAUUUCUGUGGCAACGCAAGGCACUAAUGUGUGGUCUACACAUGGUACCGAUUCCUAGCGAUUUACUGGCUUUACCUUUUACUCUAAAAAGCGAUCCUUUAAGAGGGCCUAUUUUCAUACCUCUAAGUACAGAAUGUUUAAUGAAUAAACGACGCUAUCUUUUUGAAGAAUUUCGAGAGGACACAUACACGCAGAGAUUGUUUCUAUUUCAAGAGGCUAUUUUACAAAGAUUUGGAUUCAUUCCGUGCAUUACAGAAUGCAAUGAAAAUGAUCGGCAAUAUGUUCAUGUAACUGGCAAUGCUUUUAUUUUGAUUCCAUCGACAACUGGCGUGAGACCGCGAACACGAACUGGCACCAAUGUUGUGAGACGAAACGUGGCUCAGAAACGUUAUCCAGUGCAUUCGGAUCAGCCAAGUCCACACGAGGCUUAUAUCACGAGGCACGUCAGUGGAAAAAGUAAUGACGAUUACAGUCCUGAUAGACGAUUAGGCUUUCUCUGGUCGUGGAAUCACAUGGUAAGUCGAAAAUGGAAAUCAUUAUCAACAUCGUCUGGGGAUGAAUUAUUCCAAAAGAGAAUUAUUCAGGAUUUCAGGCAAUUUUGCUCAAAUAGUGAUAAUAGAUUAGAAAUAUUUUGGGAAGCCUGUUGGGAAUUAAAGGAAAAAUCCUGCAUCAAGAUAAAAGAAUAAAUUUUUGUUCCUUUUUCUUCUCUUUAAGUUAAGUUCGAAUUCAUGAAUUUUUGUAAAUUUUAUUUUUAUAUGUUUUGUGAUUUUAGAUUAAAUUAUUAUAUAUUAUUUCUUCAAACUAAAAUAGCACUCUAGUCUUUCUAAUACAAGUGAUUUUCGAAAUACCAAAUAAAAUUAUAGAUUUCAAUUUUAAAGAUUUGUUUUGCUAAUUAAUAAUAAUUCACGUUUAAAAAUUAUUCGAUAUCAUUAAAAUAUAAUUGAAUAAUUAUAUUUUCAUAAUAAAUUAUCAUUAUUGUUAUGUAAUUAUAAUCAUUGCAGGAAAAUUAGCAGGUUUCUUUCUUCUUUUAUUAAAAAUUACUUUAAAAAGUAUUUUAAAAGAAUAUUAAAUUUAAAAUUGAUUGUAUAUUGUUAGCAGGAAUAUAAUUUCGAAAUUAUACUAUGAAUUUGUUUGUAAGAAAUUGAAAAAAAAAAAAUCUAUUGUACAUUUAUACUUUUAGUGUAAAAUGGAUAAAUAUAUACUUUUUAAA